AUGGCCGAGAUAUACCGAAGAGUUUAUGUGUCAGAGCAGGCAUAUUGCUACAACUGUGAUUCGUUGCACGAGAUAGGACUGCUGCAGCCGGAAGUCAGGCUAAAGAGGAGACCGAAGAGUCAGAUGCAACGGUGCCCCUCUUGUCAUCAAUUUAUGGAGACGACGAAGCAUUCGAGCGGGAAACCGAAGUGUUACAAGAACAUGGAUGCGAUCUUAGACGAUUGCGUGUCGCAGAGGUACGAGUUGUCGCCAAUUCAAGUCGCGUGUGGCUUCGGCACUUCGAACCCGUAUCAUCACUCGAGGAAAAAACAGUCCAGCGGUCAUCAGUGCCAACGGAUGAACGACGAGGACCAGAUCUUACUGACCAACAUGGACGGCUGUUGCGCAUAUCCGCAAUCCAUGGAGAAUGGAUGCUCUUACGAUCACUGGAUCGAUUACAAAUUAGCGGAGGAGUUCAGGAACAAGAGAGAAUCGAGGAAUUCUAGACAACGCAGGAAAGAUGAACUGGAGGAUGAAACUGUUCCCUGUCGGCGGAAGUCUGAUCAUGAAGAUUCAGGUUACUCUAAAUUAGGGUUUGACCUGUCGCGAUACGACACCUUGAAGAACGUGGAUGCAGGAACCGUCGAGAAUGAUCUGGAGGAUAGGAGAACAAGGAAGAAGUUUCACAAUCGUCCGAAUUUUGGGAGAGGAGUGAACAUUCCAGAUUACUCGAAAGACAGGCCUUUAGCGAACCAAGACAUCGUAGAUGCGAUUAAGCACAAACCACGCAAACGGUCUACUGUUCGGAAAUAUACCGUCGGCAGAGGCGAGGAAGAUUCAAAGAAUAAGAACGAGAUCGUAGAAGAGGAGGAAGACAGGGAAGCGGAGAUAAAGAAAAACAUCUAUGCUGGUGGUGAUCUGAAUCUCUGCGCUACUAAGAACCUGAUCGUUGGCUUGAUCGACGAGGCUCUUAGCCAGGACUUUGGUUCGUCGACGGAUCAACCAAAGAACAGCGACUCGAAUCGUGGAUUAACGAAGCAAGAACCUUGUGUAGAGAUCAUGCACGCGUUGCAGGGUGACUGUUGGGAGUCCACGAAAGACCUUCUCACACAUCGCGGCCUGAACGCCGAAUGCCUGAAGCAGUUGAAGAUGUUACGGUGGGAGCAUAUGAACCGGAUCCAAAACAUGUGCAGCAAGCUCUGCAACCUGCAGAAAUUCUUGGACUCGUACUCGCCCAGACUGUCGAUGUCCGCGCCGCAGCAGCACGCGGCAGCGGUCGAGCAACGAGCCGAGGAUCGACAGCAACAGCAACACGAAGAGAAAUAGAGACCGGCAUUCCAUGACCGAUGGAAAUUACCGAGCGCGUCGAACCACAUCGAGAUCUCGUGUAGCACGAAUAAUGAGAGGCUCGAGUAUUACGGUAACGCGGACUUCCUCUCCGGAUCAUACUUUUAGAUGACUCAUUUCUUUGCUACAAUAUAUUUUCCUAGCGAUUUACGGACGACACAUGUGCGCUGGAA
Messenger RNA from Nomia melanderi (Alkali bee), 1499 nucleotides. The record is from RefSeq and is a predicted model, not a curated record. NCBI's taxonomy places the organism in Eukaryota, Metazoa, Arthropoda, Insecta, Hymenoptera, Halictidae.